GAAGUGAUAAUUCCUUUCUAGAAACUUAAAAGCCAAUAAGAAAAUGUGACAUUAUUACCCUCAACUCACCAUUCCCCCACAAUAAAGCUAACAAAAAAUGGCUUCUUUCCUCACUUCCACUUAUCAUUUCACCAUGUUUUUCAUUCUUCUUUCAACAUUUCUUGCCAUUACUGAUGGAAAAUUUUCAGAACAAUACCCCAACACAAAGGCUACUAAACAUGAUAAGAUUUCCCAUCUCCAUUUCUAUUUCCAUGAUAUUGUGAGUGGGAAAAAUCCAACAGCCAUACUAGUUGCUGGUCAAAGGAAUUCUUUCGGCAGCACUGCGAUGAUAGACGACCCUCUAACUGAAGGGCCUGAGCCCAGCUCUGAACUUGUUGGAAGAGCUCAGGGAAUGUAUGCUAUGACUUCCCAACAAGAUGGAAGUCUACUUAUGGUUGUGAAUUUUGCGUUCAACGAGGGGAAGUUUAAUGGAAGUUCGGUUAGUGUUAUUGGGAGGAAUCCGGUGCUUGAUGCAGUCAGGGAAAUGCCGGUAGUGGGAGGCAGCGGGAUUUUCCGUUUUGCUCGUGGCUAUGCACUGGCAAAGACUUACCAGUAUAAUAUUACGUCAGGGGAUGCUGUGGUUGAGUACAACGUGUUUAUAACGCAUGAUUGAAAAUGUAUUUGCUUAUGAAUAACUUCUACUUGAAUGCUUCACUUUUUCUAUGGUUUUUUCUCCUAUUUUCUGUUAUGCAUCCAUGUGCAUUGUGGACAAUGGAAGAUGGCAAAAGAAAUCAAAGAAUAGAUAUAUAAUACAAUUAUGAGAGUUUUUCC
This is a messenger RNA of Olea europaea var. sylvestris, 810 nucleotides long. Its product is annotated as dirigent protein 21-like. The record is from RefSeq and is a predicted model, not a curated record. Bases 98 to 652 code for a protein of 184 amino acids. The transcript has a single exon. NCBI's taxonomy places the organism in Eukaryota, Viridiplantae, Streptophyta, Magnoliopsida, Lamiales, Oleaceae.